This is a messenger RNA of Wickerhamiella sorbophila, 1611 nucleotides long. RefSeq names its product NAD-dependent protein deacetylase hst1. The transcript has a single exon. Gene Ontology annotation, molecular function: NAD+ binding. Lineage: Eukaryota; Fungi; Ascomycota; Dipodascomycetes; Dipodascales; Trichomonascaceae. The record is from RefSeq and is a predicted model, not a curated record. Bases 1 to 1611 code for a protein of 536 amino acids.
AUGGACUCGAAGCGACUGAAGACGGAGCCGGAAGAAGUCGAUGAAUUCGCCGAGCCAAUCGACGAGUUGAUGCCCGCUCAAGUUGCUGAAAGCAUUGUUUCUAACCCCAACAACCAGGACGAGCAUCUACUGUCUAUCCUGAAUGCAAGUUCGGACGAUGAUCUAGACCAAGACGAGCGCGGAAGCCAUUCAGAGGAAGAAGAAGUGGACGACGACGAAGACGAUUGGCAAGACGAGCUCAUUGAAGAAAUGGAAAAGGCUCUUGAUUAUAAGGGCGAGUCGCAAACGCCAGAUGGGGUUCCGCUGUUGGUGAUGCCUGCAGACAUCGUCAAGCAGAUUCGAACUGAUCUAUUCACCAGUGGUCCUUUAGUGUUCACGGCGAAAUACCUGAUUCAAAGCCGCGAAUAUAGCCCUGCUGAGCUGCUCUCUUCUCUUGGGUUCAGGCUGCCUCUUCCAGUGGUUGAAAAGUACUCAAGCUCUCAGCUCGCCUUGAUGCUGCAGAUAGCCAUGCGGCACGUGCUAUCAAAAAGGCAGCGCCUGGACUCUCCACGGACUAUUGACCAAGUCGUGGAGCUCAUCAAGAACGCCAAAAACAUCAUUGUUCUUACCGGAGCAGGCAUUUCUACGUCUUUAGGUAUCCCCGAUUUUCGAUCAGAUAACGGCCUCUAUGCUCAGCUCGAGCAUCUAGGACUAACUGAUCCGCAAGAGGUUUUUGAUAUCAACUUGUUUAGAGAAGAUCCGCGAAUUUUCUAUUCAAUUGCUCGCAAGGUGUUGCCCGAAUCGACUAAAUAUUCGCCCACCCAUCGGUUUAUCAAAAUGCUUGACGAGCGAGGCAAAUUGCUGCGCAACUACACGCAAAAUAUCGAUAAUCUGGAGCAUUAUGCAGGCCUGGCUCCAGAAAAGCUCGUGCAAUGCCACGGAUCGUUUGGUACUGCCCGUUGCAUGUCUUGCAGUAAGCAGAUCCCCGGCGAGUCAAUAUACAAAGAGAUCCGCGAGGGCAUCGUGCCGAAAUGUCCUGAUUGUGCAAAGAAGCGAAAACGAAUGGAGGAUGAUGAAAACGCCUACGGCGACGAAAGCUUUGGAGUGUUUAAACCAGACAUCACCUUCUUUGGCGAGGCCCUGCCUGACCGGUUCGAGGAUAUGCUAGUGAAACAAGGCGAUGCUCGCAACUGCGAUUUACUCAUUUGCCUGGGCACUUCGCUGAAAGUAGCUCCUGUUUCUGAAAUUGUCAAGAUCGUGGGCUACGACGUUCCGCAGAUUUAUAUUUCAAGAACGCCGGCGAGACACCUGAACUUUGACGUCAGUAUGUUGGGCUCUUGUGAUCAGGCUAUUGAAUUACUGUGUGAUUUGCUGCAAUGGCCUAUCGACCAUGAGAUGGCGACAAGGCCGCCUGGAAUGGAUCAGAACAAGUACCCGGGAGGAACUAUAGCUGGAGAGGACGGGGUUUAUAAGUUCAUUCCUGAUGAACAAGAGGUGAAGGAGGAGGUCAAUCAAGAAAAGUCCAUUCAUGACGCGGCCGAAGAGGCUGCAGAGGCCGCAAUAGAGGCAUUAGAACAUUCAUCUGCUCCUUCAGCCGCCACAACGCUUUCGCAUUUAAAUCCAGCCCUCUAA